Messenger RNA from Marchantia polymorpha subsp. ruderalis, 2427 nucleotides. Lineage: Eukaryota; Viridiplantae; Streptophyta; Marchantiopsida; Marchantiales; Marchantiaceae. The record is from the annotation of a GenBank genome assembly.
GGAGUCUUCAGAAAGUGCACCUCGAGAUUCUGUGCGACAUGUGCUGACGCAAGCAGUCGAUGGACGAAUACAUUUCCCUCCCCCAUCGCCCGCAGGUCCAGCCUUUCAGUCAGAAAUAGAAGCCUCCAAAUCCGAUCGGUCUCGUCGCACCCUCCAUCGCGAGCUUCGCAAAUCCAGUAGCAUUAGAAUAAAUUGCGGGGAGCUUGAAAUUGUGGAAGUCUCGAGUGGACUUUCGGUUGUUGCCUCGGUGACAUGCGUGCGUCAGCAGACGCACUAUCCUGAGCCCAACAUGUUCUGAUUCUCGACCUCCCGGCCCCAGCCGAACGAAGGUGCAUGCACAUUCUGCUGCGCUCCGUCCAGAAGAUGGACCGGCCAAAAGUGGUCGACGAAAGACUCUCCUCCCCGCUCUUCGGAUCCUGCGAGUCCUGCUUCCAGUCCCGGACCUACCAAUCGACCGAUCCGUCUUCCGGAAAGUCAGGGCCUAUCGGGAACGCCCCAGAUAUGGAAUCCGCAGAUUCAUGAAUAUGGGCCGGAAGCAAUUUUUCUUUCUCCCAGGACUCGGGAAACUCGCGAGGCAAGACCGCCAUGGACGUCCCGCGGCCGGAAGGAAGGAAGGGAGCAACCGAGGCUGUUGCCCGCUCUGUUUAUCGGCUUACGGACUUCCAUGAUUAAAAUGACGACAAAAUGUCGCUGUUUGGAGCUCGGAGAGUAAUAGGGCCGUGUCAGUGGGGCGGGGGAUUUUUUAGAAGUGGACAAACAGUGCAGCUGCGAAGGCUCCCGAGCUCUUUCUUCCUUCUUGCAGGCCAAUGAUUGGGAGGACACGGUGGAACGAAGCUCCGCGGGAAGGGGAGAGUAUGAAUUUAUUGGAACCUAAAGUUACGAAAGCAACGAUGGAUUGGCUGGCAAACUUUGUGGGCAGGGGCGAAUAUGUCGCAGGAACCCACCCCGGAAGCACUACAGGGUUUCCGAAUUUAGUGGCCGCGCUUUCACUAAUCAGCAUCUCCCGUGAAGAGAUGGCUUACAGUGCACAUGAGUAGAGUUGACUAGACGGGCUCACGACUGCAUCAUAAGCAGGUUCUCGAGGUCUGUCUCGGUAGGUGCCUGAGAACAGUCCUCGACAUUUCAAUGCAACACUUGACGCCUGUGCUCUGUCGGGUCCCGGGUCAAAUAGGUCGUUCGAUCACCUGCAGAUCUGUAUAUUCAGCCGUUUCUUUUGUACCGACGACACAAAUCGAUCGGAGUUCUGUUGGUGUGAGUGAAAUCGGAUCCGCAGACUUCAAGACUAAGGCCUUUUCUCAGAGAUCUCGUUCAGGAGGCGUCGUUGUAAGGUUGGAUACGAGGGUUAGAGCGAUGGCUACCGAAGCAGGAAUCGAUUCCCCGGUUUUGACCAAGCCACGCAAAGUCGUCAGAACAUUGCUGUCCAAGGAGCAACCGGAAGGCGAUGGCGCUACUGUGAGAAGGAGUAUUGGCAGGCCUGAAAUGAAACAAUUGGACCCCUUUCUACUUCUGGAUCACUUUUCAGUGUCUCCCCCUGCUGGAUUCCCUGAUCAUCCUCAUCGUGGAUUCGAAACAGUCACGUACAUGCUCGAGGGAGUGAGCACUCAUCAGGACUUCGCUGGGCACAAAGGAAUCAUUGGACCUGGUGAUCUUCAGUGGAUGACGGCUGGACGAGGAAUCGUACACUGUGAAAUGCCAGGCGGUAAGACUCCGUCAGUCGGGCUGCAGCUUUGGGUUAACCUCGCUGCAAAAGAUAAGAUGGUGGAUCCAAAGUACCAGGAACUCGUAGACAAGGACGUCCCAAAGGUGGAAAAAGACGGUAUCAAGGUAUCAGUGAUUGCUGGCGAGUCUUUUGGUGUAAAAUCUCCAGUUUACACUAGAACACCUACUAUGUAUUUGGACUUCACGAUGCAGCCAGGCACCGUCCUUCACCAAGCUGUUCCCGAAGGAUGGAAUGCUUUUAUAUACAUUCUGCAAGGCAAACUGAUAAUUGGUUCAGAAGAUGCAUCUCCUGUUGAUUCAUUUCACACUGUACAGCUGGGACCUGGUGAUGGGCUGAAUGUGUGGAACAGAGCAGAUACGGUUGCUCGCUUUGUUCUGAUAGGUGGUCAGCCUCUGAACGAGCCAGUUGUCCAACAUGGACCAUUUGUGAUGAACACCAAGGAGGAGAUUAUGCAGACUAUUAGGGACUACCAGUUUGGAAGAAACGGAUUUGAGAGGGCUAGAGGAUGGCAGUCAGACGCCGUGCAGGUUUAGCCUUCUUCAUUACUUACAGAAAAACCAAAUUCAUGUUUUGAUUUCGUUAGAAGCGUCCUCCGUCAUAUGGAUUUCUCACCUGAACUGGAUAAGUGGAUGCUCGAACGGGAUGACUUCAUUGUAAAUCAACAUCAUUAUACCUGUAAGGUAUUUGUAAAAUAUUGAUUCUUUGAG